AUGGCAGGUUCGCAGUUGAAGAACUUGAAAAGGACCUUAAAAGAACAAGGCUUCACAGGUCAAGCCAACGUCAAGGGCUCCACAAAAGGUAACAAGAGACAAGCGAGGGAGUAUGACAGAGAUGAGCGGGCCCAGCAAAUUGCCAAAAUCCGCGAGCAGUUCAAUCCAUUUGACAUGAAGGUCAACCGCGACAAGCGAGCUCCGCAGGGCUCGCAGAAACACGCUCAAAAAACAGUAGGCAAGCCGGGUAUCUCCAAGCAAAUCGGCGAGCAGCAACGGUUGCAAGCACAUGAGGCACGCCAGAGCCGUAAAAAUAAGCUUGGUGGUGUAUUUGACCGCAGAUUUGGUGAAAGAGACAAAAACAUGACCCAGGAAGAGAAAAUGUUGGAACGUUUCACACGCGAACGACAAGCUCAAUCUUCUUCAAAGACUUCGAUCUUCAAUCUAGACGAUGAUCAGGAUGAAGAUGAUGCGUUUGGAGGUAACUCGGGUGACCUAUACGGAGGUAAUUUGACGCAUUACGGAAAGUCUCUCGCUUUAGAGGAUGAAUUUGAAGAUGGCGACCUGGGUCUCCAAGAGAGUAUGGCGGCUGGAGAGAGCUCCGAACUUCAAGAUCCUAAGCGUAAGAAAACCAAAGCCGAGGUCAUGAAGGAAGUUAUUGCCAAAUCGAAAUUCUAUAAACAAGAACGGCAAAAGGCGCAGGAGAAGCUGCAAGACGAUAUCCAGGAUGUCGAUGAAGAGUUUGACGACAUCAUGUCUGAAUUGAAUUCGCUUCCUAAGCGUAAGGCUCAAGCUGAAGUCAAAGUCGCUGAUGAUUCCGACAAGCAAUAUGAUACAAAAGUUAGGGAGUUGGGCCUAGAAAGAAGAGCUGAACCUGCCGACCGUACUAAGACCGAAGAGGAAAUAAGGAAAGAAAAUGAUGAAAAACGCUCUAAGCUCGAACAAGCAAGGAUUGAUAGAAUGAAUGGCAUGCUUGAGGACGAGGAUCGUGGUGUCGAAGAUCUAGGUGAUGACUUUUGGCAGGGAGGAGACUCUCAAGAUGAAUUCGAUGAGUAUGCGCCUGACUCCACUCAACAAGAAGAUAUCGAACUGGGAAGUGACUCUGAAGACAAUCAGUUUAAAAUUUCCGAAACCGUAUCACUUUUAUCGUGUCCCCAAACACUGGAAGAGCUCAAUGCGUUUUUGGAAAACCACAGUGCUGGUGAUCACGUCCAGUUAGUCAAGGGUAUUGUGCGGUCCUUUCAGCCACGCUUGGCUGCAGGUAAUAAAGAAAAGCUAGGAAUCUUUACUGGCGUUCUGAUGAGGCACAUUCUAUCCAUUUCAGAGUCCUAUGCCAGUGAUGAUGUCGAAGCGUUUAAGGAAAUGCAAAAUGGCCUGAUUGCCGUUUUAAAGUCUUUGGCUCAAAAGUAUAACGAGCCACUAUCUCUAGCAUGCAGAGAUAUAAUCAUUGAGAUGCAAGCAAGGUUCAAAGCGCAAAGGUCCCAUGGUCUUUCCGCCGCAGAUUUGGUGUUUUUUACGCUGGUUGGUUUCAUUUUUUCCACUUCUGACCAUUAUCAUCUGGUUGUUACCCCAUGCAACGUUCUCAUGGGCGAAUUCUUAGAGCAAAUCAAACUCAACAGCUUUCAGAACAUUAUUUUCUGCGCAAUCUUGGCAAGAAUCUCUCUUUCUUACCAGAGAAUAAGCAAGAGGAUAGUGCCAGAAUUAGGCUAUUUCUUCGAGCGAGCGUUGGUCACGCUGUUACCUUUGAGUGAGACCGAACUGGCCGGGAGAAACCUAGGAAAUUACAAACGCGAUGCCAGCAAUUUGAAUGCUCCAUCGAAAAUACCAGCAAACCCUCUGGAAAAUUAUCAACUAAACCUUCGUCAAAUCUGUCGCGCUGACCGUUCCAUCGAAGACGAUGAAAAAAUCGCUCUGCUUUGUAAUAUCUUAUCCUCAUUAGAUGAAACAAUCUCAAAAGUAUGGAGGGAGUUGACAUGUUUUGCAGAGCUAACUUGUAGUUUUCGUCAGAUCCUCAUGGAAUACACUGUAAUCUAUCCAGACUUUCAAAUGCCAAGAGCCAUCCUUGAUAAAAUUGAAAGGUUGAAUAAGCUUAAUAAGCACUACCCUCUGUCAUUGCAAAACCAUCGACCCCUCAGUAUACCAACUCACACACCAAAGUUUGAAGAAAACUUCAAUCCUGACAAAAAAUCCUAUGAUCCAGACAGAACAAGAAAUGAGCUAAACAAGAUGAAGGCUCAAUUAAAGAAAGACCGUAAAUUCACCAUGAAGGAAAUCAGGAAAGAUACCAGGUUUGAAGCUAGACAACAAAUCGACCAGAAGAAGAAUGAUUAUUCUGACUACCACGCCAAGAUGGCACGGAUUGUCAAUCAAAUCAGUACUGAGGAGGGUGCUGAAAAGAGUAAGUACGAGAGGGAAAAGAGGUUGCGCAGUAGCAAGAAAUAG
Messenger RNA from Lachancea dasiensis, 2442 nucleotides. The record is from the annotation of a GenBank genome assembly. Lineage: Eukaryota; Fungi; Ascomycota; Saccharomycetes; Saccharomycetales; Saccharomycetaceae.